AUCGUCGUCAGAUCUGAUUCAGCAGCUGCCUUUCCUUCACUUCAGUCGUGAAGCAAACCAUACUCCAAAGAAUGGCGGGGGACGGCGAGCUUCUUCCCCGGAUCGCGGUGGUCGGCGCGGGCAUCUUCGCGCGCACUCAGUACAUCCCCAGGCUCCGCGAGAUCUCCCACCUCGUCGUCCUCAAGGCCAUCUGGAGCCGCACCCAGGAAUCCGCAGAGGCUGCCGCGGAGCUCGCCCGCGAUUUUGCGCCUGGCAUCGAGUGUAAAUGGGGCGACGCGGGGCUGGAGGAGAUCAUGGGAGACCCUUCCAUCCUGGGCGUAGCCGUUGUUCUUGCAGGCCAAGUCCAGGUUGAGCUUUCCUUGAAGAUGCUCAAGGCAGGAAAGCAUGUGAUCCAAGAGAAACCUGCCUCUGGAUCGACAACCGAAGCAGAAACUGCGCUAUCAGUCUACAACUCAUUCCCAAACAAGUUGCCCUAUAAGCCAAUUUGGGCUCUUGGAGAGAACUACAGAUUUGAACCUGCAUUUGUGGAGUCAAGCAAGUUGAUGAACGAUAUUGGUGAUAUGAUGAACAUCCAAGUUAUUGUUGAAGGAUCAAUGAACAGUUCAAACCCAUAUUUCAAUAGCUCCUGGAGACGAAAUUUUGUGGGUGGUUUCAUAUUGGAUAUGGGCGUGCAUUUCAUUGCAGGACUAAGAAUGCUUGUUGGUUCGGAAGUAGCAACUGUAUCGUCUAUCUCUCGUCAUGUGGACACGGAUUUGCCACCACCUGAUAACAUUUGUUCUCUUUUCCAACUGGAAAAUGGAUGUGCCGGGGUCUUAGUAUUUGCAGUUAAUUCGAGGUCGCCAAAGAUAUUGUGGCGGGUUGAUGGAACAAAGGGAACAGUACAAAUUGAACGUGGAGUUGAUGGUGGGAAGCAUGGUUACCAGGUGCUUUUCUCAAAGGAAAGUGGGGAGUGCCAGAAGACUUUUUACCCAUUCUGUGGUGUGCAUGAAGAACUGAAAGCAUUUGUCCAUGACAUGGUGCAGGCUAGCAAAGAUGGCGAUCACAAGGCUGAACCCCGCAGUUCUUAUGUCGAAGGUGCUCGUGAUGUUGCUGUUUUGGAAGCCAUGCUUGAAUCUAGCAAGAAGCAAGGAGCCAUGGUGCAAGUGAAGAAAUUCUAACAAAUCUCAAUUAGCAAAAGAAGGAACAUGAACAUUCUUCUGUUAGAGUGAUUUGUCCGGUAGGACGUGAAAAUUUGUAGCAUCGGCGACAAAAGGAACAUCAUUUUAUGAUUAUUAUGCAAUUGAUGGUAUAGGAUGGGAUGCUGCAAGUCAGGCUGUUCCCUGGAACCAUCAUUCUUUCACACAGAUCUAUACGACAGCUGCUACAGAUUUAUUUACCAUAUACUGUACUAUUUAUCACGUAUACUCUUGCUACUGAUCUUGUAUACUAUUUCCUGCAUUUUAUGUUCAGGAAAAAAAUGUACUCUUGCUUGUUAA
Triticum dicoccoides is the source of this 1475-nucleotide messenger RNA. RefSeq lists its product as uncharacterized. The transcript is spliced from 12 exons. Gene Ontology annotation, biological process: NADPH regeneration. The record is from RefSeq and is a predicted model, not a curated record. NCBI's taxonomy places the organism in Eukaryota, Viridiplantae, Streptophyta, Magnoliopsida, Poales, Poaceae. Gene Ontology annotation, molecular function: nucleotide binding; oxidoreductase activity. Gene Ontology annotation, cellular component: cytoplasm. Bases 72 to 1157 code for a protein of 361 amino acids.